UUACGUUCUUACAACUUUCCUUUUCAUCUUGCGUUUGCGCCAAAUUUUGCGCCUAUACCUGCUGGCACUUGUUUAAGAAUUUGCAGAUCGGCCACAGGAAGGAGCCGGAUCCGUACUAGUGACAAACGCAGACAGGCAGAUGACAUGAACUUGUCGGUCUUCGCGCGUGCAGUUUAGUUGCCGGCGAGGAAAAUUUUGCUGAAUCGACUGAUGGUCAAGGAAGUUGCAGAAGCAGUAAGUCUUUGAUUGAAAAGUACAGAAAGGCUCGAUCAAAAUGUCGAGUUCGGGUCCUGGGGACAUCCGAAAGCUGAGUGAAAGCGUCUGCUCUUUGAUUAGAUCGAGCCACUCCAUCAGCAGCUUCUCCCAAUGCGUAACAGAGCUUGUGUGCAAUUCAAUUGAUGCUGGAGCCACAUGCAUAGCUGCGAGAGUAGAUUUUGGCGCUUUCAAAGUUCAAGUUGUGGACAAUGGAUAUGGGGUUGACGAGAAAAAUCUUGAUUUGAUUGGAGAGAGGUACAUGACCAGCAAAUGCAAUUCCCUGAAUGAUUUGGAAAACUGCUCGGAUAAAUUUGGCUUCAAAGGAGAGUCGCUGGCCAGCAUUAGUGAAAUCUGCAACCGUCUUCAAAUCACAUCAAGAGCCCUAACCAGCUGCUCCACCUACGACAAGACAUUCAUCCAAGGCAAACCUUGCUCAGUUAAGCUUGCCAAGGAGGAGAGACCUUCUGCUGGAACCACAGUCACUGUGUUUGAAUAUUUGUACAACAUGCCAGUGAGGAAGAAAAAAGUCAAUGAACACUUUGACUCAAAGGAAAUACUGCGGGAAGUGGAAUAUUUGGCACUUGUUCAUCCGCAUGUUUCAUUUUCCCUGAAGAACGAAGCCACCGGAAAGGUGUUGCUCGAGAGUCGCAAGUGUGGCAGCACAAAGGACGUCUUUGGCCAGCUGUUUGGUCCUGUUCUGGCUGACCGCUUGCAGGAGGUUGAGUUCAAAAACGGUGAGGGACUGUCAGUGGAAGGUUUAAUCAGUCCCAUCGGCCAUCAUGACAAAAGCUACCAAUUUGUUUAUGUAAACAAAAGAAUUGUCCUGAAAACCUCUGUGCACCAAAUUGUGAUAAAAUUGCUCUCCUGGAUGUUCAAAAGUGAAAAGAAGCAAAAGUACCCAGUCUUCGUACUUAACCUUUCAUGCCCAUACUCCUCAUAUGACAUCACAACAGACCCAAGUAAAACGUUGAUUGAUUUCAAAAAUCAUGAGGCUGUGCAGAGAGUAUUUGAGGGAGCUGUGAAGGGAUUUGCGAAGAUUCAAGGUUUAGAAAUCCCAUUGGAAGUUUUGAAAGGGAACGAGCAGAAGAUUGAGAAGCCUCCGGCGAACUUAAAAAUGCCUCAAAUUAACAGCGAAAUCAAAAUGAGCAGACAGACCAAAGGAGCAAUUUCGAGAAGGGUAGUUUCCACAAAGGAAAUUGUGGAAGAAGUCAUGAAAAAGCCUGCCUCAAAUCACAGUCCUGGAAAUGAAAUUGUUAAGACUUGGGAUGAUGUGAUGCCUCACCUGGAAAGAUUCAGCUCUGCCAUCAAGACGGAAAACAAGGAAAAGGCUUCCACCCCAAAAUCUCCAAACACAAGAAUACCAACUAGUGACUUUAGCAGUCCAGAAAUAGAGGAAAACUCAUGGUGUUACGAACAAGCCAGAGAAAUUGUGUUUGAAAAGUACUCGCAAGUAGUGCUUACAUCUCUUUCUGAUUUCCUUGCAUUGCUGAAUUUAAAUGAGCUAAAUACUCAGACCCAGGAGGAAAGCGAAUCAUCUUCAAAGCAAAACUCUUCCUCUUUGACUCAGGUGCUGGAAACUAUGGCUGUCGAAGCGGCAAUUGAAUCUGCCGAGGACAUUUUCAACAGGCACAAUGAUUUUGAUUUCAAUCCGAUACUUAACGAGAGCAAAGAAGAUUGUGAGAACAUUGUCUUCGACUCAGAUGACAAUGAAGUUUAUGAGAGCCCAUCAUAUGAUCAGAUCUUGGAUGAUGCACCACCAGAAGAACAUGAAAAUUCAAAUGCUGGGUCGUACACAAACAGGUGCAGCUAUGAUGUGUACUAUACUGCGGAAGAGCAACCCUCUCAAAGCUACAUGACAAAGUCGCCACCAGAGCUGCUUGAAAAGGAGCCAGGGUUGCAAAUCCUUCAGCACCUCUCACCAAAUGACCCAGAACGUGAAGACCUUGCUAGUUUUUUUGGCCCUCCACGAAGUUCAAGCAUUGAAGUCACAAAGAAUUAUGAUUACUUGGAAAUGUGCUCUUUGCGCCCCCAGAUGAUUGUUGAAAACAGUCCUUUCCUGGGCUUAGAUGAGCAAAAUGAUGACUAUGAAAUGCUUCAUUUGACACCAUCAAGAGAUCAACCUUUGGACGCAGGAAGUGAAGAGUACGAUGCAACAAAUGAUAUUCCCGUUAUAUUGGAGAACAACAGUUUAAAAUUGUUUGAUGAUGAGUUUAUGGAAUCGUUUGCCCCUGAUUUGGAGGAGCCUGAAAUUUCGCAGAGCAGUUGGAAGCGGAAGAAAUCAUCCCCUCUGGCCGUAUCUCUGGGAGAGCCAAAAAAAGCAAAAAUGUCUGAAGAGUGGUGUUUGCUGGAGUCUAAUGAUGGGAAGCAGUUUUUUCUUAACUCCCAAACUGGACAAAUCAUGACUGAAUCUCCUAAAGUCGAAGACGGAUUUGCCAUCAAUGAGAGAAGCCAUCUGUUGCCUGUCGGUGCGUCCCCUAUCUGCAAUUUAGCCACAAACUGUGAUUUUCAACUCGACGCUAGAGAGAAAAACAAACUAUCUGAAUUAGUGGAGGAAACAUUGGUCAGCUGCGAAGAAAACGCCAAAUUGCUGAAGUGGAAUAAUUCCUCAGAUGUGGCCUCUGGCAAAGAAGGCCUAGAAAUGCAGGGCCUUGUCCAGAGACAUGUGAUUGAAGCAGGCUCCAGGGAAAUGCCUCCCUUAGAGACUAACGAGCUGUUCACUGGGCUACGAAGCUCAUUUCACAAGUACGAGUUUCAGCCCGAAACUUUAAACAAUGCAAAGGCAAUUGCCCAGUUUGACAACAAGGCUGUUAUUGCACUUGCCAACUCCAGUAAAGGAAGCAACUUAAAUAUGGUGGUGCUGAUUGAUCAGCAUGGAGCCCAUGAGAGGAUUCGUCUGGAAAUGUUGACAAAUGAUUACCAGAAGAACAAUUGCUUCCUCUCCGCACCUGUGCAUCCUCCAAAAAAUUUUGAUCUCUCAAAAAGUGUGAUAAGUGCAGUCAUCGAGUUCCAGAGCAUAUUUGCUCAAUAUGGUUUGGAGUGUGAGGCGAUGAGUGAAACUGAAGUAAGAGUCUUUUCUGUCCCAUUGUGCUUUUCUAAAAAACACGAAAGGCUGGUUCAGAGUCAAGUUAUAGGUUGGAAUUUGGAGGAUGCUGUUGAAAAGUUAAUCAGGGAGCUAGCUCAGACAUUAACUUGUACUAAAGGCAUUUGCAUGAGCAUUCCACAGGAAAUUAUUGAGGUUUUAAAUAGCGAGGCUUGUUCAGGGGCCAUCAAAUUCAACAUGUCACUCUCAAGAGCAGCCUGUGCUGAUCUUCUCACAGAACUCUCCAACUGCAAACUUCCCUUUCAAUGUGCACAUGGGCGAAACACCAUUGUGCCUAUCAUCAACCUGGAUAAGCAGGAAAAACCAAAGAUUCGUAAGGCAAAAAUUGACUCGUUUAUCAGAAGAAUGAAAUCAUAAGUAGAUCAUCUGUGAUGAAAUUUUAAGUUUUUCACUUACAAUUUGCAUAAGUCCAAAUUGACAAUUAGUAGCAAAAGGCUGCCAGAUUUUAUUUAAAAUCAACUUAAGUGAAGUGAAGUGCAGCUCACAAAAUUGAGUACAAACUAUGUACUAUGUUCAUUUUAAAGAUACAAGUUGAAAUAAGGUUAAUUUUACAUAAAGUUGUCAAUUAAAUUGACAUUACUAUU
This is a messenger RNA of Neocloeon triangulifer, 3939 nucleotides long. RefSeq lists its product as uncharacterized. Lineage: Eukaryota; Metazoa; Arthropoda; Insecta; Ephemeroptera; Baetidae. Gene Ontology annotation, cellular component: mismatch repair complex. The transcript has 13 exons. Gene Ontology annotation, molecular function: ATP-dependent DNA damage sensor activity; mismatched DNA binding; ATP binding. Gene Ontology annotation, biological process: mismatch repair. The record is from RefSeq and is a predicted model, not a curated record. Bases 275 to 3712 code for a protein of 1145 amino acids.